Ostrea edulis (European flat oyster) is the source of this 6383-nucleotide messenger RNA. Its product is annotated as solute carrier organic anion transporter family member 2B1-like. Gene Ontology annotation, biological process: transmembrane transport; sodium-independent organic anion transport. The transcript has 11 exons. NCBI's taxonomy places the organism in Eukaryota, Metazoa, Mollusca, Bivalvia, Ostreida, Ostreidae. Bases 98 to 2110 code for a protein of 670 amino acids. Gene Ontology annotation, cellular component: membrane. Gene Ontology annotation, molecular function: protein binding. The record is from RefSeq and is a predicted model, not a curated record.
GCACACAUUAUGGACUGUACAAUUUAAUCACAUGAUAUAACGAGCAACGAAACUUUCCCGACACAUGUGGAGCAUUGAACUAUACUAGUGUAAAAGAAUGAAAAGCAACGGAUUCCAUCUUGAAGUUCGUGAGAAAAACACAGAAUGUGGCAUUGGAAGAUUUAGACCAAGAUUCCUACGGCAUUUUGCGAACAUCAAUACCUUUGUAGGGGUAUACAGUGCCAUAAGCAUGGUAUCGCAGAUUCUGACUAUCUAUGUCAAUACGCAGGUACCUAAUCUAGAGAGACAAUUUGGGUUAAGUAGUACCCAAAGCGGUCUUGUGAUGGGUUUUAAUGACAUAGGUUUUUUCGCGGUUGUCUUAUUCGUUUCGGCAGCUGCGCGGUACGUUCACAUUCCCCGGAUGUUAUUUGUUUGCAUUUUGCUGUAUGGAUUUUCCGGGUUAAUAUGCAGUAUUCCUCAUUUUGUCGCAGUUUCUAGAGGCUUAUUGCCUUCUCUCAACUUAAAUUCCGCCUCCAUGAAUACAAGUACAGAAACCAGCACAAUAACCCUUCUUUGUAAGCCCGAGUUGAAUUUGACUGACAAUGUUUGUGAAAUUGAUACGGACGACUCUAAGAAUGUAUUGGCAGCGCCGAGUUAUUCCAUCAAAGCUCUUGCACUAUCGUUGAUCGGGGUCGGAAUGACGCUACAAGGCAUUGGGAAAGCCCCAAGAGGUCCGUUCUACCUGGUGUACAUCGAUGACAACAUUGAACGAAGGAAGACUGGAUUCUACACAAGUAUUGCAAUUGCGACAUCUAUUUUCGGUCCGGCAUUAGCAUUUGGAGUCGGGGGAUAUUUCAGCAAGAUCUAUGUGACUCUAGAAGAUGUUGAUAUGAACCCACGUGACCCGCGCUGGAUCGGAGCGUGGUGGCUGGGCUUUGUAGUUUUUGGGACUAUCUCCAUCUUUCUUUCCUCGGCUCUCGCUUUCUUUCCUAGACAGCUGAAAAUGUCCGCGAAGGACAUCGCUAAGGGCAAAGUACAAGAAAGAACAAUUGUAGAAGAAUGCUCAUUUUCGGAAAAAAUUAAAAGGAGUUUGACAUCGUACAGCAGAAUAUUGCGGAAUCCGGCGUAUCUACUUACCAACGCUAUGUCAGUUUUUAACAUAAUGUCAGUUGGAGGAUGGUUUGGCUUUUCAUCAAAAUUCCUGAUGACACAUUUCAACAUCCCUCUUUCUUUGGCCAACUACAUAUUGGCUUGUGCUAAUAUAGGAGCGAUUGCUACUGGAUCUUUUUUGGGAGGACUCCUCACAAGGAAAAUAACAAUGACUCCAAGAAAUACUUAUAGGAUGAUAGCAUUUUUCUACGUCAUCAGUAUGACUUUCCUUGGUCUUGCAAUGUUAAUGAGUUGUCCUCAACCGACAGUUGUUGGUCCGAAACUGGCUGUUCCUGGCUACAUUGAUGUGACCUCACAGAAUUGCUCACUUGAUUGCUCUUGUCGAGAUGAGGAUUUUUACCCGAUUUGCGGUUCCAAUAAGGUUAAUUACCAUUCUCCGUGUUUUGCUGGGUGCCAGGAAUUGCUGAGAAAUGGUCGUAUAUUCACUAAUUGUUCAUGUAUACCUGAUGGUCGGGCGAAUGCAGGGUUGUGUGAAAACGUCUGUCCCAACCUCACACCAUGGGUCAUUUUCAUCUUUCUGUCAAGCAUAACAGCAUCAAUGAAAAUAACACCUACUCUCAUUGCCAUCAUAAGGUCUGUUGAAGACAAAGACAAAGCGUCUGCACUAGGACUUAAUAGCUGUCUAGCAGCCGGACUGGGCUGGGCUUUGUCGCCAAUAAUUUUUGGCAAAAUGCUGGAUGGCACGUGUUAUAUAUGGCAGUUUCCUUGUUCAUCAUCCGGGGCGUGCGAAUUGUAUGACCUCCGCCUGUUCCGCCUGUCAAUCCAUGGUCUCUCUCUUGCCAUUAGAUGUCUACCAUUACUUUGCUUAUUAUGUUUGAUGAUAAUAACUAGAAAGUGGGAGGAUUGGAAAUUUUCCAAUAAAAACCAACUCUUAAAGAAGGAAUCGGACAUGGAAUAUACGAAAGUUCCAUCUGAAGAUGUCAAAACCCAUAGCGAACAACAGAAUACAGUUGAUGAUUGACUUUGUAGAAGACUUGAGAAAAAAUGAGAAAUUAAGGAAGUUAACAAUAGCUGCUGUCCAAACAUGUAAUAUAAUCAUUACCGAAACUUAUCCGUUUAAAUGAUAUUUCGAUUCAAAUUCUAAAAGGCGUUUGGAAAGGACUACAUUUUGUAUUAGAAGGUUUCUUAAAUCAAAAAGAUGUCAUGCUGCACAAAUUACAGUUUCGAUUGUAUUCAAUGUAUCGUCAAUAUUUAUGCAUGUAAAUGUAUAUUUCAAUUUUGUAGUUUAAGAUACAAGUAGUAGAGAUUUGGAACAAAUUAUAAUGUUGGCAGUUAAAUGGAUACGAUAACAUACUGUAUAUGUAGCUCGGUAACAAGCACUAUGACCCCAGUGUUUCUUUUUAAUGUCAUGAGUAUCCGUCUUGUGGAAAUCGAAACAAUGACAAAAUUAUAAAAUUCAUGUGUGAACCUCGUGAACUCUAAUUUCUUAUCUAGAGCAGAGGAAACAUUCGCCACCUGAUGUAUCUGUUCCCUCAACUUACAUCAGACAAGUUUAUUCAUGGGGUGAUUUUUAUGCACGUCAAACAUUUAUAGAAAUACUAGUAAUCCCUCAAUCCUCUAAUGACUUCUGUAUCAUUGUUUGCUUUUCCUUUGAUGACAGCUAUUUAUAUUUUCCUGAUGCACCGCAGAUUUCUGUGGUGCAUCUGUGAUAGAUCACACCUUUUUAAAAUGAAGAAUAGCAAGAAAUAAAGAAAAUUGUAUUUAUUAUUAACAAAUUCAUGUCCUUACAUAAAGUUUAAUGAACACAACAUUUACUGUAUUGUCAAUUUCAGGAACGCCUCUUGUUAACACACUAUAGGACACCGGAUUCACAUUUUUAUCCCUGAGAUUUUCAGACUCACUCAUUCUGACCGCAGUAGUUUCACAUUUUCAUUUUUCAUGUUUGGCGGAUUCAUAACUUCUGAAACACGCUUUUGCAAUGCUGAAUUAGAUCGCUUGUUUUUCUGACUGCCGUUUCUGACCUGUGACCUGUUUGAGACAUUAUUUCCUGCCCGUCAAUUCCAUCUUGAUAUAACUGAGUGGCACAGGCCCUCUUGCCCGAGUGGUUCCUGAAGUUUCCGUACAGUCCCGCUUUACCUUUGAUUUCCUUCAUCAACCCCUUUGAUUUGUUGACUCCCAGUACUUGUUCACCAUAUUGCACACAGAAAAUACCGGACACAGCUACGGGCCGGCGGUAAAAAGGUCCCUCGUUACCAAGAACGUCAAGAUAGGUAUGAUAGAUAUUUUAGAUGACCUGCCCGUAAAUCGAAUACAUUUUCCUUGCUCAUCUUGUCCGAUUUCAAACUGGGAACACUCUAGAUUUUUGUGUUCGUCAAAGGCCUUCAGACCGAAUAGCUUACAGUUGUAAAAGAAAACUAUGUAUUGUAAAGCUUGAGAAGAGUGCGACCCGAAUAUUCCUUGAGUCCAGUUUUUUUUACUCCUCAUUUUCCGGCAAUAUUAGAUCAACUUAUCGCACUUUGGUCCCUAAGCCUUUUGAUAACAGUCCAUUCAUGCGCGUGUCUAAAACUUGGCGGAAAACGGCAAUUCGGUGGUCAUGUUCAUCAAAAUAUUUCAUAUUGUGAACGUUUUCCUCUCGCAAGUGACGCAGUAAUCCACACACAAUAAAGUAAAGGGUUCACUGCCGUCCUGUUUACGUACCUCCAAAACAAAGCGUUGUAACCAGAAAAUCAGCAUUUCUGCGUUCAUUUCCUUCAGGCAAGGUACAUUCACUCGCGAUGCGCGCCAUUUAUUGAACAUUUCAACAUACCAUUCCGUAUUUCGCCGAGUAUUGGGAUUUGUAUUGAGAGUCAAUCAGCUGCUGCAAAUCAUCAUCUUUCACAGCUUCGAUGCUGUGACACAUCCAAGAGUUUCUAUUUUCAUGUCACCAUCCAUUUGUUCUAGUGAAUUCCCCCGCGAGAAAAUCCCCAAGUCAAAAUUUAUAGUCUCAAAGUCCAUAUGUGUAGGAUCUUCCCCGAGACACCUAUCGACAGGAAAUGUUGAGGUUUCCUAACUGACCUAAGGAAUUGUCCACCAUAAUUUCGGUUUCCACUGUGUCUAACAAUUGUGAUAGCAUAAAAUCGCAACCGUAAUCCAUAACGUUCAGACGUGAAUGGGCGAGGGGGAGAGUUCAAGAAAUGCAACGCUUUGUACUUUUCGAAUCACGUGCUCUUUUUUCGUUGGUCUUGUAUAAUAUUACAUGAUGAAAUUUUGAUAGAUCAUAGGUAACUCGGUGCAUGAUAAUAUAGUUUAAUCACUUGCUUUUAACGUUAAAUUCUGUGAGAUCAUGGGUAACUCAGUAUCUGAGAACAAUGAUACAAAACAUAUAGAGUAACUUUUAACUCGUGCAUCUUCAGAUAUUAGCCUCGGGGGACAAACCCUCUCGUUUGAUAUCUGAAGAUACACACGUUAACAGGUAUUCUAUAUAUUACGUAUCUAAAGUUGAUUUUCCACGUGUAACGCCUUUUUUUUCCGUGGAUGAGAAAACUUCGUAAAAAUCAGAAAGCGACAACAUAUCCAUUCCUAUUGGUAAAACACGUGCUAAAUGUUAAUUCAGACAAAUAAUGCAGUGUAAAGGAACAAAAUAUCUCAGAAGUCAUGAUCCAUGAGUACCCGGCAUCCGACAUCUGUGUUUACAGAGUAUGUAUAAAUAUUGCAACAAAGUUAUGUUUGCCAGAAUACAGUAAAUUGAAAAAAUAGACAUUGCACAUUGAAUAAUUACUACAUAUUUAUGUCGUCAAAAUACAGUGUACAUGUAUAUACCAUAUUGCAACAUACUGUACAUGUUCGUAUGUUUGCGGGAAUCAAAUUUCGGUGAUUUUGGCAAUGUCAAGAAAGUGCUAAUGUAUGACCCUCUGUAAUGUGAAAACAAAUAUUAGACUAUUAAGUACAUAUAUAUGUACAUGUUUUUCGGACAUUACCUUAUAAAUGGAGGGCCCCUGUCGCGGCAGGUGCUGACACGCUAAAGGACGCUCAUUGAUAUGACCUUGAGCGCUAAGACGUGGGUCAAAAUUAUUUGGUACUUCAUCUACAAUAUGUUAGUAGUAAAUUCCCGACGGGACGUAAAGCAAACAACUAUGUUUGAAUAAUGAUGAUGAUGAAUUAAGUCCUAAUUAGAUUGAUUGAAUAUAUUGUUUUACGUCCCUCUCGAGAAUAUUUCACUCAUAUGGAGACGUCACCACUGCCAGUGAAGGGUUUGCAAAAUUUAGGCCUAUGCUCGGUGCUUAUGGCCAUUGAGAAGGGAGGGAUCUUUAUUGUGCCACACCUGCUGCGACACAGGACCUCAGUUUUUUGCGGUCUCAUCCGAAGGACCGCCCCCAUUUAGUCGCCUCUUACACAAGCAGGGGGUACUGGGGACCUAUUUUAACCCGGAUCCCCAUGGGAUACGUCCUAAUCAGAAAAAAAUAACUCAUCCCUCUCCAUCUCAUUCCAGUACACCCCGCCCUCCAUAACCUCCAACUGAUUCCGGUAUAACCCAUCUGAAUUCCUAAUCAGAAAAAAGACAAUCUUUGAAAAAUAUAUCUUGUGUAUGUAGUCUUGUCUGUAUCAUAACAAAAAUUGCAAUGUAUUAAAUAGAUAAUCGAUUUCUGAAAUAUGGGGGAAGGAUAACGAAUGAAUGGACAUUGGCAGAAUAACUGGAAACAAAAACAACAGUAUAAGAUGCUGAUCAAGAGUGUACGAACUCUUCACCGUGAGGUUGUUUAUAGCUUGUUUGCAAGGUCAUGAGGUUGAAAGUGAUUUUGGUCAGAGGAAACAUAUAACCAAUCGGGGUAUAAGAAAUCAGUGACUAGAGGUCAAGCAUUUAUAUAUAUUAUUUACGAGAAACAAGAAAUUUAAGAUUAUGCAAAAACUUAGAAGUUGAGUAUGCAAGGCUAAAUUACAGAUUUUUCAAGAAAAUCAUCGUACUGGUUUUGAUUUUAAAUUAAAAGCCACUGUUAAUAUUUCUGGAUUUUAAGAUAUAACAAAUAUGGUAAGGAAUGUUGGAGGGUGUACGAGGGUAUAAAUGCGAGGAACGGAGACCGAUUUCUUCAGUAGCUGAUACAGAAUUUUGUCUCUUCCCUUUCAUUUGUACAGGUAAGAUAUUAAGUAUACUUUCGCAUUUCUGAAAUAACUUUACAAUUUUCCAGAUGGCUUCGUUAAUUUUUGUGUGAACUUUUAUAAUAAUGUUUGUAAUUAUUAUUGCAUCUUGUGUAAUAUUGAUUGUAAUCAAUAAAUAUCAUGAUGAUAUAUUUCUUUAAUAAAAGAGUAGCUGAUACAGA